AUGGCCCCGAGAGAACCAUCACGGCCAGCACAUCGGCACCGAGAUCGAACGUCUGACGCUGUCCGGAAGAAUCAGCACAAGAAGAAGAAGCACAAAGCGAAACGGCCGGCUACGGCAUCGGACGAGAGCAAAGAUGGCAGGGAGACGCAUUCGCUAUCCUCUGGCGCCCUGGCGCAGCUAGAACGAGAACAUGCACGGCAAAAACACAAGACGCAGCGACGCAAGCGGCCGCCGAGGGAGCCGAAGGACGACCAAGAUGAAAAGGUAAAGGGCGAGCCGGAGAUGCCUGCUGUCAAGGCACGGAAGCAGAACCGCCGGGCGAGGAAGAAGAGAAUGGUCAGCGGGGCCAUCAUGGAGGAGGGAAGAGUGCGCAACUCGGGCAUGCGAGCGGGCGGCAGCUGGAGCGAGGACAGUUUCGAAAAAGAGGCCUUCUUCCAUCGGCCGCGGCAGAAAAAGUCCAAGAAAAAGCUUUGGAUCCUGCUGGGAUGCAGCCUUGUCGUGCUCAUUGUCGUCAUCGUCGUGGCCGUCGUCGUCAGCAAGAAGAAUGCGGACGCCAAGGCGUCCCUGGACAGCAGCCUCGAGGGAAAGAGCCAGGAAAAAAUACCGACGCAGUGGAAGAACACAUAUCUCGAUCCGUGGACGUGGCAAUCGACGACCGACUUCAACGUCACCUUCACCACGGAUACCGUCGGUGAUCUGCCCGUCAUGGGCUUGCCCUCGAACUGGGACGACUCGGCGAGGGCAAACGACAAGGUGCCGCCGCUGAACCAAAAAUGGGGCCCCUACAGCAGCAAGGCGGCACGAGGGGUGAACUUAGGUGGCUGGCUCGUGCUCGAACCCUUCAUCACGCCGUCACUCUUCCGCUACGGCCUGAACGCCGGCAUCAUCGACGAAUGGACCCUUUGCAAGCACCUCGGCGCGUCGGCGUCGAAGACGCUCGAGGCUCACUACGACUCCUUCGUCACCGAGGCGACCUUUAAGGCGAUUGCCGACGCCGGCCUCGACCACGUCCGGAUCCCCUUCUCCUACUGGGCCGUCCAGGUCUACGACGGAGAUCCCUACGUCUUCCGUACCUCGUGGCGCUACCUCCUUCGCGGCAUCGAAUGGGCCCGCAAGUACGGGCUCCGCGUCAACCUCGACGUCCACGGACUUCCCGGAAGCCAGAAUGGCUGGAACCACAGCGGCCGGUGGGGGGCCAUCGGGUGGCUCAACGGCACCGACGGCCGUCUCAACGGGGACCGCUCGCUCGAGCUCCACGAUCGGCUGUCCAAGUUCUUCGCCCAAGACCGCUACAGGAACAUCAUCAGCCACUACGGCCUCGCCAACGAGCCGCGGAUGACGUUCCUGAAGAAAAGCGACGUCCUCGAGUGGACCGAGGCCGCGUACAAAGUGGUGCGGAGGAACGGCGUCAGGGCCCUCGUCGUUUUCGGCGACGGCUUCAUGGGCCUCGACAACUGGCAGGGCUUGUUGACGGGCUACGACGACAUGGUGCUCGAUGUGCACCAGUACGUCAUCUUCAACGAGAACCAGAUCGUCUUCACCCACCAGAAGAAGAUCCAGUACGCCUGCGAUGGCUGGGGCGAGCAGACGCUGCGCAGCUUGGACAGGACGACCGGCUACGGACCAACCAUCUUCGCCGAGUGGUCCCAGGCCGACACCGACUGCGCCAACUUCCUCACCGGCGUCGGCUGGGGCAACCGAUGGGAGGGCACCUACGACACGGGCGACAAGAGCACGUCGACGCUGACGCCGCGUUGCCCGGCCAAGGACAAAACCUGCUCGUGCGCAAAGGCGAACCAGGACCCGAGCCAGUUCAGCGACGACUACAAAAAGUUUCUGCGUCUCUUUGCCGAGGCCCAGAUGCACAGCUUCGAGAAGGGCUGGGGUUGGUGGUACUGGAGCUGGAAGACGGAGAGCGCGCCGCUUUGGAGCUACGAAUCCGGCUUGAAAGCCGGCAUCCUACCAGAGAAGGCAUACCAGCGCAGUUUCAACUGCGAUUCCGCCGUACCAGAUUUUAGCGAUCUUCCCGAGACGUACUGA
Drechmeria coniospora is the source of this 2040-nucleotide messenger RNA. RefSeq lists its product as uncharacterized. Gene Ontology annotation, biological process: glucan catabolic process. NCBI's taxonomy places the organism in Eukaryota, Fungi, Ascomycota, Sordariomycetes, Hypocreales, Ophiocordycipitaceae. Bases 1 to 2040 code for a protein of 679 amino acids. The record is from RefSeq and is a predicted model, not a curated record. Gene Ontology annotation, molecular function: beta-glucosidase activity. The transcript has 2 exons. Gene Ontology annotation, cellular component: cell surface; extracellular region.